UAUAGUGAAUGCAGGGUCCGGGGAGACCGGAUAUAGUGAAUGCAGGGUCCGGGGAGACCGGAUAUAGUGAAUGCAGGGUCCAGGGAGAGCAGAUAUAGUGAAUGCAGGGUCCGGGGAGACCGGAUAUAGUGAAUGCAGGGGUCCGGGGAGAUCAGAUAUAGUGAAUGCAGGGUCCGGGGAGACCGGAUAUAGUGAAUGCAGGGUCCGGGGAGACCGGAUAUAGUGAAUGCGGGGUCCGGGGAGAGCGGAUAUAGUGAAUGCAGGGUCCGGGAGACCAGAUAUAGUGAAUGCAGGGUCCGG
Staurois parvus is the source of this 300-nucleotide messenger RNA. The record is from the annotation of a GenBank genome assembly. NCBI's taxonomy places the organism in Eukaryota, Metazoa, Chordata, Amphibia, Anura, Ranidae.